Molecule: messenger RNA, 1278 nt
Organism: Hyla sarda
Lineage: Eukaryota; Metazoa; Chordata; Amphibia; Anura; Hylidae
Exons: 2
Coding region: 197-1093 (298 amino acids)
Source: RefSeq, a predicted model, not a curated record
UCUCCUCCUCAGUAUUAUUUCUAUAUUACCUCAUUGCAGUUUACAGAUGAUUCUGCUCUUUGUACCUUACACUCCCAUUAGGGAUCAGAUCUUUCACAUGCACUAUGGACGUUCUUCUCGCUUCUUGACAAGGACAGGAGAACAUCUCGAUAUAUAUAACCAUAUUCCAGGGUCCUUCGGCUAAAGAUUAACCACAAUGGCCAGAAAAUAUAACAAGGAAAUAAAAACGAAGUAUUUUACGCCACCAAGUACAUUUGAAAACCUCUGGAUGGAAUUUCAUCAAAGCGUUGGUCACAUUAAAAAUUUAUUGCUGGGCUUCAUCAUGGCAUUGAGUAACAUACUGAAAGCCUUGUCGACCAUAUUGAGCAUUUUAUGCGACAUUAUCGAACUGCUGAUCCAUUUCGUAUUGACCGUAGCGAAUGAGAUUUGGCUGGGGUUAAAAAUAGUUCUAGUUAUGGGGGAAGCGAUAAAAGCAUUGGGUCCAGAAGAACCAAUGAAAAAACACACUCCCAGUUAUAGCAAUAUACGCUCUACAAGUCCACAUUAUAGAAACACAGGAACAGCAUUGACGGACGCCAGCAGGAAGGAUUCUCUCCAGUCUGAUCCACUCAAAAAGUAUCUUACUAUUCAUCCUGGAUCCACCAGAAAGGAUUCUCAACAGCCAGAUAACAGCAGGAAGGACUCUUUUACUGGAAAGGAUUCUUUCCAGUCUGAUCUCAGCAGAAAGGAUUUUACUACUCAACCGGUAUACUGUAGUAAGAAUUGUAACCAGCCAGGAUUUAUCAGGAAGGAUUCUUUCCAGUCAGAUCAUAUCAGGAAGGAUUCUCUCCAGUCUGAUUUAGACAAUAAAGAGUCCAGCGUGAAGAAGAAGAGAAAUUCCGUACAAUUUGAUCUCGGCAAAAACACAGUACAUUUAGAUUCCAGUUCAGACAAUGUUGUGGGGAUGGAUGUGAUCAAGAGGAAUUCUGCAACUUUUAUCCAGGAAAAGAAAUUCAUUCGGAACAAUUCUGAUGAUCCCAACUCUGUUAAAUCUCUCUCUGCCGAACAUCACAAGUCCUGGACAAAAUCUUGGCAUUAUAGGCAUCACAGCUAAUUUCAGUACAGAAUACAUACGCCAUGCCGACAAAACCAUACCUACAUUUGGUCACCAAUGGUUACCGGCAAAAUCAUAUGGCUGUUGACCAUAGCCUGUGGGUGUGCUUUUGUUGGCAUGGGGCAGUAACAGCACGGCCUUAUUUUCCCAUGAAUCCUUUUUUCCCGGUGUCUUAUAUUGAAACU